GCCAAAUCGACUCGCGAUCAGGUCUGUCAUUGGUUAACCCUUGUUAUUAACCCGUGGGAUGAAGUCCCUGAACCCUGUGGCAGGGGUGGGACGGAUAAGCCUUGCGCAGAACGAGGCAACCCGAAGAACAUCGCCUUUGAUGGCGACCGGCGUCGCGUGUCACCUCUACUUACUCGUGUUCGAACCGUGCCAUUUGAAUGGGACGAAUCAAUAUGGAUAUAUAUAUCCCAGGGGACAUAGUGGUGGAAUCAAUCCGUCAGACUAGUCUAUCGCCGACGAGGACACAUGGAUCAACACGCGGUGUCUUAUCGCGAAGGAACCACACAAUGCCCAUGAGGGGUCAACGAUUUUCCUCGGACGCCGUGUAUUUAGCUAUUGCCACUCCCAGUCUACAAACACAUUUCUCCUGCAUGCCUUGCACACGACGACGAUGAAGCUUCCUACUGGUUGCACCGAGGGGAAUCUCUUUGACAUAUACGACGCAUGCGUGCAGUCAUUCUGGACCGCGUUCGUACCUGCAUUCCUCAUUAUUAUCUUCAGUUUGGUCUCGCUCGUUCCUUCGUUACUCCUAACCAGAUCCUUUCAUGAUACCAUUCUGGCGCGGUUCCGACCGGAAGAGGCUGAAGCACACGCGACCCCUGAAAAUGAUGACACUGAUGAUGAUACUCGCCCCACGCGAUUGAUUCUCCAGUGGCGUCUCCCGUUUCUUAUUUUCGUUACCUUGCUUCAAGCUUUAGCUUGGAUAACCCUUGGAAUAUACCACUCUGUCGGCGACGAGGACAAUUCUGGAAUCGCAGUUUUUUCCGCGUUGACUGGCAUUACGUGGCUCUGCAUUGCUUUGAGGCCUGUACUCUGCCGAAAACCAUCCGCAUAUGUCCACCUCUUCAUCCUUUACGCUACUCAUCUCAUCAUUGGCGUCGUUCGUACUGUAGUCCUCGUAUCUCAUCUUCAGACCACUCGCUCUGCGGCUCUGGAGGGGAUCUGGAUGAGUUUUAACCUCGCAAUGGUCGGUACCGGUUUCGCGAUAACCUCCAGGAUGCCGCUAAAAUUUCCAUCUUCCGCCGCGCUGCAAGAACUUUAUGUCAAGCGCUCGCCGGAGGAUUAUGCCAGUAUCUUCGAGUGGGCAACUUACAGCUGGGUGUAUCCUCUUGUCGAACGUGGAAACACUUUCGAGAUGAAACCCGAGGACGUUUGGAGUCUAACCCCUAGUAUGCAGUCCAGACCCAUCUUCACUAAAUUCAGCACUAUCAAACAGCCAACGCUUUUCCGCCGAUUGGUGGUGGCCAAUUCCAGUGACUUCCUUCUCGAUAUCGCCCUCACCACACUCACCGUAAUAUUGAGUUAUGCCGCGCCAUGUUUCCUCUACCGAAUUUUAAAAUUGGUCGAGAACCCUACACUAGAAGGUCGCUCAGAGGUGUAUGUUUUGGCAUUGAUCGCGUUCGUUUGUGCGUUGUUGAAGGGCCAAGCCGAAACCCAGCAUCUCUAUUUCGACACACGUGCCUCAGCCCGCAUUAACGUACAGCUCAUGAAUACGAUCUGUGACAAGGUGCUCAAAAGGAGUUGUUCUGGUAUGACGAAGGAGCUGGGGUUUGAAGCUGGACCUGAAGCCAGCUCAUCUAAUUCCAAUCCUCCCAAACCAGACACAGACUGUGGGAAGAUUGUCAACUUGAUGGCGGUAGAUGUCAACAAGGUUUCCGCAGCAGUUUCAAGCGCUUAUAUUCUCUAUGGAGGUGCUUUGGAGAUUACUCUGACUUGCGUCACAAUGCAUGGCCUUUUAGGUUCCGCCGCAUUCGCGGGCUUUCUGGUGAUGUUUGUUGUCUGGAUACUUCACAUCUACAUCACCCGAGCGCACACUCGUCUCCAAAGAGGUCUUUCAGCGUCCCGUGACCGGCGCAUGUCCGUCGUCCAUGAACUUGUAAAUGUUAACAGAUUCAUCAAGUUCUUUUCGUGGGAGGACCAUUGGAUUGAACAGGUCAAGUAUGCACGCGGCGAGGAGAUGGAUUGGAUGAAACGAUCUCGCAUGAACUCCGUCCUAUCCGCUAUAGCGGGGAUAGUUGCUCCUCUGCUGGUAUCCUCCGUCUUCUUCUUCGUUUAUAUCAAACAAGGCGAACAGUUAACUCCUUCUGUUGCUUUUACGACGAUUGUUCUCAUGGACAUGCUUCGACAAUCUCUGAUUCUCUUCCCCGAUUUCACCCUGCCCGUCUUUGAAUGCUAUGUAUCCCUCGAACGUAUCGAAGCGUUCCUCAACGAGGAAAGAUUCAAUUGUGUCUACUCACCCAACAAGCACUGUGUUGCAACUGACACGCCUGAUGAUGGUCUUGCCAUUGAAGUUGGUCACUUCACGUGGAACACUACUUCACAUCUAGAAUCGGACGUACCUUCACAACUGGAUGGGAAAUCCAUGCUGAAACAGACCAAUAAUUUUGAAUUACAAGAUAUCAAUGUGCGCUUUCCUGAGGGCAAAUUAUCUCUUGUUACGGGACCGACGGGGUGUGGCAAGACAGUAUUAAUGCUGGCAUUGUUGGGAGAAAUGACGGCGAUUGAAGGAAAACCCAUAACACCCAAGGGUAUAUCUCAAAUGGACAGAUCUCGUCAUUCAGGCGCAAUUUCGUAUGCUGCUCAGAUUCCGUGGAUCCAAUAUGGAACGAUCAGGGAGAACAUCUUGUUUGGAUAUCCGUAUGACGGGCAAAGAUAUGAAGAUGUACUGACGCGAUGUGCGCUGGGUCCUGAUCUUGAUAGCUUGGAAAAUGGUGACCAAACGUUGGUCGGCGAUAGAGGAUCGAAUUUAUCAGCCGGACAGGAGGCUCGGAUUGCCCUGGCUCGGGCUGUCUAUGCCCAGACCAAAUAUGUUUUGUUAGAUGAUCCUUUCAGUGCUGUUGACGCUCAGACAUCGCGCUAUUUGUACGACAGGUUAUUUUGUAGCCCACUCCUGGAGGGCCGCACCGUGAUCCUUGUAACCCAUCACAUCACACUCUUUCUGUCCACGGCAAGUUAUAUAGUACAUAUACUUGAUGGUCGAAUCUCUACCCAGGGCUACGUGAGGGAUCUCCAGGCCUCUGGUCGUUUACCUUUCGUGCGACAUCGGUUGCUCCAGGAAGAUCAGGACGCUGAAGUAUACCAAGGGAUGAGUCGCCAACGGGACGAGACGCAGACCCCGCAUGAGUCCGCCUUCAGUAGACAGAUCGCGUUCUCUACUUACAAGACAUAUUUUCAAACAGCAUCUUCCUGGAUGUGGGGUGCUUUUGUUUUGCUGAUAGUGCUUUCACAAAGUGUGGGAGUGGUCGAAAAGUUCUGGAUACGAGAAUGGGGCCGUGCUUAUGGUAGUAAUGGCCUGACAGGUGAUCUAGUGUGGUAUGGUUUGAGCAAGAAAACCUCCUUCCUUGAUCCUGUUAGCAACACGUAUCAGCGGAUCUUGGCAUUCAUUCCCGAUGGAAGCGGCCACCCACUCUUUUAUGUCAUGGUUUAUGCAGCAAUAGGUUUCAUUAUGGUUUUAUGCAGGGUUGCGGCAUCCGUGACACUGUAUAUCACUACUUCGAAAGUGUCGGUUUCGCUCUUUGAUCGUCUGCUAGAACGCGUGGUCCGGGCUGAUCUGCCUUUGCCCCCGAGAAGUCAGAUUCUCAGUAGCUUUAGCAAGGACAUGCAUGCGAUCGAUGCUAACCCUGAUUGCCUGAAUAUGGUCGGCAAUGCCUUCCUCAACGCCAUUGUGGCUGUCAUAACUGUCAUGGCAUCCUGUCCUGCGUUUGUCUUCCCCGCGAUAAUUAUCGCCUUCUGCUACCAAUUUGUUGCAACACGAUAUCUGAAUAUACACCGACAACUGCUUCGAAUGGAAUCAGCGUUUCGGGUGCCCAUCGUUUGUGCCCUUGAGGAACUUCUGGACGGCAUCGUGACCAUACGAGCGUUUCAAGCCGAACGUCGUUUCGUGGACGCAUUUCAUGAGAAACUUGACGUCGCUAACAAGAUGUACUACAACGCCUCGCUGACCAACAUAUGGCUGCUUUUUCAUCACGACGUUCUUGGGGCACUUGCAGUGUUCGUGACUACGUUACUGGUAUUGUCCCAGCACGUGGGGCCAGGAACAGCCGGUCUCUGUAUAUCUACCACAAUGCUUUUCACGACGAGUAUGUAUGUCGUCUGUCGAUUCGGUGCCUCCGUCGAAUUCGAAUUGAAUGCCGUGGAGCGGGUAGUGGAAUAUUUGGAUAUCCCCAAAGAUCACUCAGCCAUCGUUGAAUCUAAAAGACCUCCUGCCUAUUGGCCAUCCAACACGAACACCUCGUUCCUAUCGGUGGAGGGUCUCUCCGUCAGAUACGGACCUAGCUUGCCGCUCGUCCUUAACAACGUCUCAUUUACCUUAAAGGGACGCGAACGUAUUGGUAUUAUCGGGCGAACCGGGAGUGGGCGAUCUACACUGAUUAGCAGCUUACUACGAUUGCUCAACCCUGCAGAUGGUCGUAUUGUGAUAGACGGAAUUGAUAUUGCGACGAUUAGUGUUCAUGAUUUGAGAUCACGGAUAACGUAUAUCCCCGAGGACACUGGACUGUUCUCAGGAACACUACGGGAUAACAUCGAUCCAUUCUGCGAGCACGAGGAGAAAGACUGUUUCGAUGCCCUUCGCCAUGUUCAGUUACUGAGUGACGACAGACAAGUCCAAGAUAGUUCAAGCGGGUCGUGGCAGGCCGACUGUGGUGCCAGCUCAAGAACUACAAUUACUUUGGAUACCCAAGUUGCUCCUGGAGGUGCCAACUUUUCGCUUGGCGAACGGCGACUUAUUGCUAUGGCCCGCGCGUUACUGAGACGAAAUUCAAGCAUUGUCGUUUACGAAGCAACAAACAGCUUCGACCCCGAUACCGACGCAAAGAUACAAGAGAUUCUCCGUGAGCGGUUUAAGCAUGUUUUGUUAAUAACUGUUGCGAGCAGGCUGAGCACAAUAAUUGACUAUGAUCGAUUAAUUGUCCUAAAAGACGGAAGAGUUGUUGAGUUCGAUACACCACUAAAUUUGAUCAACAGGGAGGGUGGUGUCUUCCAUGAAAUGUGCCAUAGUAGUCAGUUACACGCAGAGCUGGAGGUUGCUCUAUUAGCAAAGAUGAUCAGAGAUAGAUAAGGUUUUCUGUAGUUGUGCUCUAUGUUAUCGCUCUGUCAGGGACAAUAUCGGUGCUAUCUGGGAAUGCCAUGUACAGAGAGGUUAUGAUAUUGUUCUUCCA
Pisolithus orientalis is the source of this 5198-nucleotide messenger RNA. Its product is annotated as P-loop containing nucleoside triphosphate hydrolase protein. Gene Ontology annotation, cellular component: membrane; fungal-type vacuole. NCBI's taxonomy places the organism in Eukaryota, Fungi, Basidiomycota, Agaricomycetes, Boletales, Pisolithaceae. The record is from RefSeq and is a predicted model, not a curated record. The transcript is spliced from 30 exons. Gene Ontology annotation, molecular function: ABC-type peptide transporter activity; ATP hydrolysis activity; ATP binding. The coding region runs from base 431 to 5098 and encodes 1555 amino acids. Gene Ontology annotation, biological process: transmembrane transport.